Messenger RNA from Nakaseomyces glabratus, 5148 nucleotides. RefSeq names its product DNA-directed RNA polymerase II subunit RPB1 (gene RPO21). Gene Ontology annotation, cellular component: RNA polymerase II, core complex. Gene Ontology annotation, molecular function: DNA binding. Gene Ontology annotation, biological process: transcription by RNA polymerase II. Lineage: Eukaryota; Fungi; Ascomycota; Saccharomycetes; Saccharomycetales; Saccharomycetaceae. The record is from RefSeq and is a predicted model, not a curated record.
AUGGUAGGUCAACAAUAUUCUAGUGCCCCAUUAAGGACAGUCAAGGAGGUUCAGUUUGGUCUGUUCUCACCUGAAGAGAUCAGAGCUAUCAGUGUUGCAAAAAUUAGAUUACCUGAGACAAUGGAUGAAACACAAACAAGAGCUAAAAUUGGUGGUCUUAACGAUCCAAGAUUAGGUUCUAUUGACAGAAACUUGAAAUGUCAAACCUGUCAAGAAGGUAUGAACGAAUGUCCCGGCCAUUUCGGUCACAUAGAUCUAGCCAAGCCAGUAUUUCAUAUUGGUUUCAUUACUAAAAUCAAGAAAGUUUGUGAAAGUUUGUGUAUGCAUUGUGGUAAAUUAUUACUAGAUGAACAUAAUGAACAAAUGAGACAAGCAAUUCAAAUCAAGGAUCCAAAGAAAAGAUUCAAUGCUGUUUGGAGUCUUUGUAAAACAAAAAUGGUCUGUGAGACUGAUGUUCCUUCAGAAGACGACCCAACCAAAUUAAUUUCCAGAGGUGGUUGUGGUAACACUCAACCCACUAUUCGUAAGGAUGGUUUGAAACUUGUGGGUAGCUGGAAGAAGGACAAGAGUACUGGUGAUGCCGAUGAACCCGAACAAAGAGUUUUAAGUACAGAGGAAAUCCUCAACAUCUUUAAGCAUAUAUCUCCUGAGGAUUCUUACAGACUAGGUUUCAAUGAAGAAUUUGCUCGUCCUGAGUGGAUGAUUUUAACUGUUUUACCAGUCCCACCACCACCUGUUCGUCCUUCAAUUUCCUUCAACGAAUCCCAAAGAGGUGAGGAUGAUUUAACAUUCAAAUUGGCAGAUAUCUUGAAGGCAAAUAUAAGUUUGGAAACACUAGAACAUAACGGUGCUCCUCAUCACGCUGUGGAAGAAGCAGAAAGCUUGUUGCAAUUCCAUGUUGCUACUUAUAUGGAUAAUGAUAUUGCAGGUCAACCCCAAGCUCUACAGAAAUCUGGUCGUCCUGUGAAAUCAAUUAGAGCCCGUUUAAAGGGUAAAGAAGGUCGUAUCAGAGGUAACCUGAUGGGUAAGCGUGUUGACUUUUCAGCUAGAACUGUUAUCUCUGGUGACCCCAACCUAGAAUUAGAUCAAGUUGGUGUUCCAAAAUCCAUUGCUAGAACUUUAACAUACCCAGAAGUAGUAACACCCUACAAUAUUGAUCGCCUGAGUCAACUGGUACGUAAUGGUCCUAACGAACAUCCAGGUGCCAAGUAUGUGAUCCGUGAUAAUGGUGAUCGUAUUGACUUGAGAUACAGUAAGAGAUCUGGUGAUGUACAACUUCAGUAUGGUUGGAAGGUUGAACGUCAUAUAAUGGAUGAUGAUCCUGUGUUAUUCAACCGUCAACCAUCUUUGCAUAAAAUGUCAAUGAUGGCACACAGAGUGAAAGUUGUUCCUUAUUCCACAUUUAGAUUAAACCUUUCCGUUACAUCUCCAUAUAACGCCGAUUUUGAUGGUGACGAAAUGAAUUUGCAUGUACCGCAAUCAGAAGAAACCAGAGCAGAACUAUCUCAAUUGUGUGCUGUUCCUUUACAAAUUGUCUCUCCACAAUCGAAUAAGCCUUGUAUGGGUAUUGUGCAAGAUACUCUGUGUGGUAUCAGAAAACUAACCUUGAGAGAUACUUUCUUGGAGUUUGACCAAGUGUUAAAUAUGUUAUACUGGGUUCCAGAUUGGGAUGGUGUGAUUCCAACGCCUGCUAUUAUAAAACCUAAGCCACUAUGGUCUGGUAAACAAAUUCUUUCAGUUGCAAUUCCAAAGGGUAUUCAUUUACAGAGAUUCGAUGAAGGCACAACUCUUCUUUCUCCAAAAGAUAACGGUAUGCUAGUCAUUGAUGGUGAGAUUAUCUUUGGUGUCGUAGACAAAAAGACCGUGGGUUCUUCCAGUGGUGGUUUGAUCCACGUUGUUACUAGAGAAAAAGGUCCAACGAUUUGCGCCAGACUAUUUGGUAAUAUUCAAAAGGUUGUCAACUUUUGGCUAUUGCACAACGGUUUCUCAACUGGUAUUGGUGAUACUGUUGCAGAUGGUCAAACUAUGAGAGAAAUUAGUGAAACAAUUGCAGAAGCAAAGCAGAAAGUCGAAGCUGUUACCAAGGAAGCCCAAGCGAACUUAUUAACAGCCAAGCAUGGUAUGACUCUUCGUGAAUCUUUUGAAGAUAAUGUUGUUCGUUUCUUAAACGAAGCUAGAGAUAGAGCCGGUCGUUUGGCAGAAAUGAACUUGAAGGAUUUGAAUAAUGUCAAACAAAUGGUUAGUGCAGGUUCUAAGGGUUCUUUCAUUAAUAUCGCUCAAAUGUCAGCGUGUGUAGGUCAACAGUCUGUCGAAGGUAAACGUAUUGGCUUCGGUUUUGUUGAUCGUACUCUUCCUCACUUUUCUAAAGAUGAUUACUCUCCUGAAUCAAAGGGUUUUGUUGAGAACUCAUAUUUAAGAGGUCUAACUCCACAAGAGUUUUUCUUCCACGCUAUGGGUGGUCGUGAAGGUUUAAUUGAUACAGCUGUUAAAACUGCAGAAACAGGUUAUAUUCAACGUCGUUUAGUGAAAGCCUUAGAAGAUAUCAUGGUUCACUAUGAUGGUACAACUAGAAACUCUCUUGGUAACGUUAUUCAAUUCAUUUAUGGUGAAGAUGGUAUGGAUGCAGGUCAUAUCGAAAAACAAUCAUUAGAUACUAUGGGUGGAUCAGAUCAAGCCUUUGAGAGAAGAUAUAGAAUUGAUUUGCUAAAUACAUCUAAUUCUUUGGAGCCAUCUCUUCUAGAGUCUGGUUCUGAAAUAAUUGGAGACUUAAAGGUGCAGAUGGCUUUGGAUGAGGAAUACAAACAACUAGUAAAAGACCGUCGUUUCUUGAGAACUAUUUUCAGUGAUGGUGAAUCCAGCUGGCCUCUACCUGUCAAUAUUAGACGUAUUAUCCAAAAUGCUCAACAAACAUUCAGGAUUGAUCAUACCAAACCAUCAGACUUGACAAUUCCAGAAAUCAUUAACUCAGUAAGGGAUCUACAAGAUAGACUUUUGGUUUUGAGAAGUAAGAGUGAGAUUAUUAAGAAAGCUCAAGAUGAUGCAGUCACUCUGUUCUGUUGUUUACUACGUUCACGUUUAGCAACACGUAGAGUUUUACAAGAGUACAGACUAACUAAAGAAGCAUUUGAAUGGGUUCUUAACAACGUAGAAGCUCAAUUCUUGAGAUCCAUUGUCCACCCAGGUGAAAUGGUUGGUGUUCUAGCUGCUCAAUCUAUUGGUGAACCAGCUACUCAAAUGACAUUGAACACUUUCCAUUUUGCAGGUGUUGCAUCUAAAAAGGUUACAUCGGGUGUUCCUCGUCUGAAGGAAAUUUUAAAUGUUGCAAAAAACAUGAAGACACCAUCUUUAACUGUUUAUUUAGAACCAGAAUACUCUGCUGACCAAGAAAAAGCAAAACUAGUGAGAUCAGCAAUUGAGCAUACAACAUUGAAGAGUGUUACAGUAGCCUCAGAAAUUUAUUAUGAUCCUGAUCCUAGAUCAACUGUGAUACCAGAGGAUGACGAAAUUAUUCAGCUGCAUUUCUCGUUAUUAGAUGAUGAAACAGAAAAAUUGCUAGACCAACAAUCACCAUGGUUACUGAGAUUGGAAUUAGAUCGUGCUGCGAUGAAUGAUAAAGAUCUAACUAUGGGUCAAGUUGGUGAGAGAAUUAAAGAUACAUUUAAGAAUGACUUGUUCGUUAUUUGGUCAGAAGAUAAUGCAGAAAAAUUGAUCAUUCGUUGUCGUGUUGUUCGUCCUAAGGCUCUCGAUGCUGAAACUGAAGCUGAAGAAGAUCAUAUGCUGAAGAAGAUCGAGAACACUAUGCUUGAAAAUAUCACCUUGCGUGGUAUUGAAGGUAUUGAGCGUGUCGUUAUGAUGAAAUAUGAUCGUAAAGUCCCUAACGAAACUGGUGAAUAUCAAAAGGUUCCUGAGUGGGUUCUCGAAACAGAUGGUGUUAACUUAUCUGAGGUUAUGACUGUCCCAGGUGUUGACCCAACUAGAAUUUACACUAACUCCUUUAUUGAUAUCAUGGAAGUUUUGGGUAUUGAAGCUGGCCGUGCUGCACUAUACAAAGAAGUCUACAAUGUUAUUGCUUCUGAUGGUUCCUACGUUAACUACCGUCAUAUGGCUCUACUAGUCGAUGUUAUGACUACUCAAGGUGGCUUAACAUCUGUUACUCGUCAUGGUUUCAAUAGAUCAUCAACCGGUGCAUUGAUGAGAUGCUCCUUUGAAGAAACUGUUGAAAUAUUGUUUGAAGCUGGUGCGUCUGCAGAAUUAGAUGAUUGCCGUGGUGUGUCUGAAAAUGUUAUCUUAGGUCAAAUGGCACCUAUUGGUACAGGUGCAUUUGAUGUUAUGAUUGAUGAAGAAUCAUUAGUCAAAUACAUGCCAGAACAAAAGAUUACAGAAUUGGAAGAUGGCCAGGAUGGUGGUGCUACACCUUACAGCAAUGAGGCUGGUCUAGUGAAUACUGAUAUCGAUGUAAAGGACGAGCUAAUGUUCUCACCAUUAGUCGAUGCCGGUUCAUCAGACGCUAUGUCAGGUGGUUUUACGGCAUAUGGUGGAGCAGAAUACGGUGGAGCUACCUCUCCUUUCGGCGCCUAUGGUGACGCUCCUGCAUCUCCAGGGUUUGGUGGUGUAUCAUCGCCAGGAUUCUCUCCAACAUCACCAGCAUACUCACCAACCUCUCCAUCUUACUCACCUACAUCACCAAGUUAUAGCCCAACAUCCCCAUCAUAUUCACCAACUUCUCCAAGUUACAGCCCAACAUCGCCAUCGUACUCUCCAACCUCUCCAUCAUAUUCUCCAACCUCUCCAUCUUACUCUCCAACUUCUCCAAGUUACAGCCCAACAUCGCCAUCGUACUCUCCAACCUCUCCAAGCUAUAGUCCAACAUCGCCAUCAUACUCGCCAACAUCACCAAGUUACAGUCCAACAUCGCCAUCAUACUCUCCAACAUCGCCAAGUUACAGCCCAACAUCCCCAUCAUAUUCACCAACUUCUCCAAGUUACAGCCCAACAUCGCCAUCGUACUCUCCAACCUCUCCAUCAUAUUCUCCAACCUCUCCAUCGUACUCUCCAACUUCUCCAUCAUACUCACCAACAUCCCCAAGCUAUAGCCCAGGCUCGCCAACAUAUUCACCAAAGGACGAGGACGAGAAAAAAGAUAACUAA